AGUCCUCAUCACGUAAUUCUAAAACAUAGAUAAGAGAAGAGUUCUAAAAUUUAAGGUUAGAACCGACUGAAGACAAAUUUGAGUACCUUUUCUGAAAAAUAAGAGAUAAAGUAAAAUUCAGGUGAACAAAACUAUUUAUAGUUUCUCUCUUAAACUCGCAAAAAUACAUCCUAAUGAAAAAGGCCAAAAAUCAUCGACUCUAAUUGUAAAUAAACUAAAAAUUGAGGUUGAUUCUUGUGCUGGUUAAGGUUGCAACAAAUUUAUUUUUACGAUAUGACCAAACGUACCGGGUGUUUAAAAUAUGAUAAUAAAAUCAUUUUGGCCCCAAUGGUCAGAGUGGGUACUCUACCCAUGAGGCUUCUUGCACUUCACUAUGGUGCUGAUAUUGUGUAUACAGAAGAACUCAUUGACUGGAAACUUAUUAAGUCGACUAGGAGAACGAAUGAGGCCCUGGGAACAAUUGACUAUAUAGACCAAUCAGAUGGGACUGUAGUUUUUCGAACUUGCUCAUUGGAAAAGGAUAGAGUCGUCGUACAACUAGGCACUUGUGAUUCUCAAAGAGCUCUGAAAGUUGCAAAAAUUAUUGAAAAUGAUGUGGCAGGGAUAGACAUAAACAUGGGAUGUCCAAAGGAAUUUAGCUUGAAGGGUGGCAUGGGUGCAGCCUUGUUAACACAAAGAGAAAAUGCUAAGGCGAUUCUGUCAACUUUAGUGAAAAAUUUAACAAUCCCGGUGACCUGUAAAAUUAGAGUAUUUGAAAACUUGGAAGAUACAAUACAACUAGUGAAAGAUUUGGCAUCAACCGGUAUUGCUGCCAUUGCAGUGCAUGGAAGGACGAAAGCAGAGAGACCGCAACAUUUAAAUAGAAACAGUACAAUAGCCGCCAUAGCAAAACACUUGGACAUUCCUGUAAUAGCUAAUGGUGGUUCUCGGGAGAUAGACAAAUACAAAGAUAUUUUAAAGUUUAGGGAGGAUUGUGGAGCGAGCAGUGUAAUGGUUGCUCGGACAGCAGAAGGAAACUGUUCGAUUUUUUGCAAGACAGGCAUGAAAGACUUAGAAUGUGUAAUAACGGAAUACCUAAAAUUGGCAAUAGACUAUGAUAAUUCACCAAGCAACACGAAGUAUUGUGUCCAAAACAUGCUAAAGGAAUUACAAGAAACGCCCAGAGGAAAAAAGUUUUUGGAGUGCCAAACAUUGGAGCAAAUAUGCUCUAUAUGGAAUUUGGGCGAAUAUUGCAGAAUGAAACAACUGGAGUUCCAAGCUAAUGGGAUGCUGGGCAGACGGGAAGUCUGCCCAGAUAUGUUCGGUACGCCCAAUAAAAGAAUGAAGAUCGAUUAUGACGAACAGCCAAACAUAUACAAAAUAAAAUGUGCAUUUAUAAGGGUUAAUUUUCAAACUGAUCCCGAUUUACCAAAGAGUAAAAUAAUAGCUCACUGUGGACGAAACCAGUUGAAGGCACCUUCAUAUAGGAUAAUCAAUGAACAUAAACUGUUCCGAGCGGUAGCAACUUUGGAUGGCAAAUGUUACAGUUCUACUUAUUGGGAGAAGAACAAAAGAUUUGCAGAGCAGGGUGCGGCAUUGGCUUGCUGCGUGGCGUUGGGAUUAAUAGAUAAACAAACUUUGAUAGAUAAUGGAAGCAUACUUGAAUAAAAAUAAAAUCCCUAAAAA
Messenger RNA from Dendroctonus ponderosae (mountain pine beetle), 1665 nucleotides. RefSeq names its product tRNA-dihydrouridine(20) synthase [NAD(P)+]-like (gene Dus2). The transcript has 6 exons. The coding region runs from base 274 to 1647 and encodes 457 amino acids. The record is from RefSeq and is a predicted model, not a curated record. Gene Ontology annotation, cellular component: cytoplasm. Gene Ontology annotation, molecular function: tRNA binding; flavin adenine dinucleotide binding; tRNA dihydrouridine synthase activity. Gene Ontology annotation, biological process: tRNA dihydrouridine synthesis. Lineage: Eukaryota; Metazoa; Arthropoda; Insecta; Coleoptera; Curculionidae.